AUGAAACAGUGCAACUUGGGGCACAACAUGGCAAAUACAUUUGUCACAGUACCUGACGGCUACUGUCUUGCUGAGCCCAUACAGUAUUAUGAUGUUUUACCCGAGCACAUCAAUUAUCAGCUACAAGACACAGAUUUUCAGACUACUCCUUACUGCCAGUAUUCCACAGUUCAGUUUCCUCCUCCAGUAUUACAGUCACAACCUUCACAGUCCCAAUACAGUACAUAUAGUCUGGACUCUCAAUAUAGUGAUGGGCAGUAUAUAAUCAGCAACUGUGAAUUAAACAAAUCCCCUUUCACGGCUUCCCAUGUUGAUGACAGUGAAUAUCAAGGACUAAAAAGGCCAAAAUUAAACCAUUCUUCCUUGCGAAUGAAGGGACAGGAAGAGCUCUGUGUUGUGUGUGGUGACAAGGCCUCAGGCUAUCACUAUAAUGCACUUACCUGUGAAGGUUGCAAAGGCUUCUUUCGACGUAGUAUUACUAAAAAUGCAGCGUAUCGAUGUAAGAAUGGUGGUCACUGUGAAAUGGACAUGUACAUGCGAAGAAAGUGUCAGGAAUGUCGCUUGAAGAAGUGUAAGGCUGUGGGAAUGCUAGCAGAAUGUUUGCUGACUGAAGUACAAUGUAAGUCAAAGCGACUCAGGAAAAAUUUCAAACAGAAGAGCAGUUUCCUUUGCAACAUAAAACUAGAAGAUGAGGGACUGAAUAGUAAGCAUGUAUCAUCUACAACAAGACCUGGAAAAAUCCCAGAAAAAAUGGAACUCACUCCAGGAGAACAUCAGCUCCUUGACCACAUUGUAGCAGCACAUCAAAAAUACACAAUUUCCCCUGAGGAAGCAAAAAAAUUUCUACAAGAAACCGCAAGUCCAGAGGAAAGCUUUUGGCAUCUCUCUGAGACAGCAGUUGUUCAUGUACAAGUGUUAGUGGAUUUUACAAAAAGACUCCCAGGAUUUGGAAGUUUAGCUAGUGAAGAUCAAAUUGCGCUGCUAAAAGGGUCAACUGUUGAAGCAAUGUUUUUGCGUUCAGCACAGAUAUAUAACCAAAGAAUCAGUGAAUGCCAAUCAUCAACAAGUGAAAGUCAUGGAAGAUCUUCUGAUCAUGUAACAUGUUGCCAUGUUCAAAACCUCGAUAAGAACGCCAUUUAUUCCAUGGAAAUGUCUCACAGUGAAGAUAGCCCGACUUCCACUACUACCACAGGUAUAACCGAGGAGUUUAUUACCGCGCUGUUUUACUUCUACAGAAGCAUGGGAGAACUUAAAGUGACAGAGACAGAAUAUGCCCUGCUUGUGGCAACAACUGUGUUUUUUUCAGAUCGCCCGCUCCUGAGGAACAAGCGGCACGUGGAGGAGCUGCAGGAGCCGCUGCUGGGCAUCCUCUACAAGUACUCGAAGAUCCACCACCCGGAGGACCCGCAGCACUUCGCUCGCCUCAUCGGUCGCCUCACGGAACUGCGCACUCUCAACCACACCCACGCGGAGGUGCUGCUAACGUGGCGCACCAAGGACCCGCGGCUGACCUCCCUGCUCUGCGAGAUCUGGGACCUGCACUAG
Molecule: messenger RNA, 1545 nt
Organism: Rhea pennata
Lineage: Eukaryota; Metazoa; Chordata; Aves; Rheiformes; Rheidae
Product: bile acid receptor-like
Exons: 10
Coding region: 1-1545 (514 amino acids)
Biological process (GO): negative regulation of inflammatory response; bile acid signaling pathway; positive regulation of transcription by RNA polymerase II
Molecular function (GO): nuclear receptor activity; RNA polymerase II cis-regulatory region sequence-specific DNA binding; zinc ion binding
Source: RefSeq, a predicted model, not a curated record